AUGGGAUCCAAAAAACUAGGCGUAGGGUCUGAUUCCCAUCGGUUGAGCAGAUCCAGUUUUACAAGUAGUAAAUCGUCACAGUCAGCAAGAAACAGUCAGCCGGUUGAUACAGAUGAUAUAGAUGAGGAUGAUGAAUCAGGUCAAAGUAUCAUUUUGAAUAUUAUCUCACAAUUGAGACCGGGUUGUGACUUGACCAGGAUUACCUUGCCCACGUUUAUUCUUGAAAAGAAAUCAAUGCUUGAACGUGUCACAAAUCAGCUACAGUUUCCUGAGUUUUUAUUGGAGGCGCAUUCUGAAAAGAAUUCCUUGGAAAGAUUUCUAUAUGUCAUGAAAUGGUAUUUGGCAGGUUGGCAUAUUGCGCCAAAGGCCGUCAAGAAACCGUUGAACCCAGUCCUUGGUGAGUAUUUUACAGCUUACUGGGAUUUGCCCAACAAGCAGCAAGCGUAUUACAUAGCUGAACAGACAAGCCACCACCCUCCAGAAUGUGCUUAUUUUUACAUGAUUCCUGAAUCAUCGAUCAGAGUAGAUGGGGUGGUAAUUCCUAAGUCAAAAUUUUUGGGAAAUUCGAGUGCUGCCAUGAUGGAUGGAUCAACGGUUUUGCAAUUUCUGGACAUUAAGGAUAGAAACGGAAAACCAGAAAAGUAUGUUCUUACGCAACCAAAUGUAUAUGUUAGAGGAAUUUUGUUUGGGAAAAUGAGAAUUGAACUCGGAGACCACAUGAUAAUCAAAUCUCCUGAUUAUCAGGUUGAUAUAGAGUUCAAGACAAAGGGGUACAUCUCUGGGACUUACGAUGCAAUUGAGGGAACUGUUAAGGACUACGAUGGUAAUUCGUAUUAUGAGAUAUCCGGCAAAUGGAAUGACGUUAUGUACAUAAAGGAUGCAAAGCAAUCACGCUCUUCAAAAAAAGUCUUCCUCGACACACAUAAGGAAUCUCCUUUGAGACCGAAGGUCCGUCCAUUGAAUGAGCAAGGCGAGUACGAAUCCAGGAAAUUGUGGAAAAAAGUUACAGAUGCAUUGGCUGUUCGUGACCACACUGUCGCAACUGAAGAAAAAUUCCAAAUUGAAGACCAACAAAGAAAGAUAGCUAAAAAGCGCAUCGAAGAUGGUGUGGAAUUCCAUCCAAAGCUAUUUAGAAGAUCAAAACCUGGCGAGGACCUUGAUUAUUGUAUAUAUAAAAAUAUUCCUAUCAGCGAAAAUUCAGAGAAACAGAUACGAAGCAUAUUGCAGAUAGCACCUAUUUUACCAGGUCAACACUUCACUGACAAAUUUUCUAUACCUGCUUUUGAAAAAAUAAGGUUACAAAAAAAGAGAAGUGAGAGCAAAAACGAGCACGCAGUAGAACAGUAG
This is a messenger RNA of Saccharomyces eubayanus, 1347 nucleotides long. It is a transcript of the gene OSH6, whose product is annotated as oxysterol-binding protein OSH6. The record is from RefSeq and is a predicted model, not a curated record. The transcript has a single exon. Gene Ontology annotation, molecular function: sterol binding. The coding region runs from base 1 to 1347 and encodes 448 amino acids. Gene Ontology annotation, cellular component: intracellular membrane-bounded organelle; cytosol; cortical endoplasmic reticulum. NCBI's taxonomy places the organism in Eukaryota, Fungi, Ascomycota, Saccharomycetes, Saccharomycetales, Saccharomycetaceae.